AAAGCGUCCGCCGAAAAAGUUGCUGAUUGUGUUUCGGCUUACCGAAAAUAUUGAAUUUUAACCGAGAAAAUGGUAUCGCUGGGCCCCAAAAAGGACGGCAGCCCGAAUGCCGAGUUCUUUCUGGCUCCGGAAUCGCUGCAGGGUUUCGAAACCGUGCGGCAAUGGCUGCAGAAAAACUUCAAAAAGUAUAUGGCACCGGAACCACCAACAAAAGAGUCCCUUGCACAUUUGAUAAUUCAGUUUGUGCAAUAUCAGGAAACGAAGCUUGGUAAGAGUUCUCAGGAUCCUCCUACUACACGACUACCGAUGCGAUGUUUCAUGGACUUCAAACCGGGUGGUUCUCUGUGCCACAUCCUGGCCACGAUGUACCGCUACAAGGCGGAACAACGCUGGCGCAAGUUCGACUUCACCGUAAACAAGAACCCAAUGCGCAAGGACCCCAUUAUUCAGAUGCUGUUGGACAUGGAGACGGCACUGAUCGAGGCCGAAUGCAUGCGCCUACCGAUCGUAUACAUCCGGCCGGAGGUGGACAAAGCCACGGCCAACCGCAUCACCGAUAUCAUCACCAACCACCAGGGUGAGAUGACCCUGGAGGAGGACGAGGCUACGCACAUCAUCUAUCCGGCUGUGGAUCCGUUACCGGAGGACUACGCUCGGCCCACGUUCCGCCGGGAGAAAUACGUCAUGAUCCACUGGUAUUAUUUCCCGGAAUCGUACGACACAUGGGUGCCGAAUACUUUCGACUUGCCGGACAACGUUCCCGAUUGUCCCCCAUCACCGGGCGAUCGAUGGCGUGUCUCUGUUUCCUGGGUUACCGAUCUGGACGAAUACAACGAGUGGAUGGCCGAAGAGGACUACGAAGUGGACGAAAACGGUCGCAAAAAGGUUCACAAAUUGCGUCUUGGGGUGGAGGAUCUCAUGAGCGACGAACGGGUCAAGAAGACCCCGGCCAAAAUGGUUCCCCAGCGACGUAACAAACGUUCGCCUUCGCCGCAACCCAAGGGAGGCAAGAGGAAACCGAUGGGUCGUUCUCCGGCAGCUUUCCAAAAGAAGCCUCGCAUUGAUGAUGACGAGUCCGAAGAUCUUACCAAGGACAUGGACGAUCCGCAACCGGAGUCUAAUCUGACGGAAGUGAAGGCAAGCUCGAGCAAUUCCGCAUCCGGGCCGGCUACUCCGCAGCCCAAGAGAGAUCCCGAAAUGAUGCCACUUAAAUACGCCACUAUGACAGAUCUAGAUGACGACAUUGAUCGUGCCAACGUGGAUCGUACUGGAGACGACAGUCAAGCUGGCAAAACCAGCGAUAACAGCAACACCCAGGAAUUCCCUAAGGACGAUCUAGAGGAUAAUGUCACCGAGCAAACGCACCACAUAAUUGUCCCUUCUUACUCGGCUUGGUUCGAUUACAACUCGAUUCACGUUGUUGAGAAACGUGCUUUGCCUGAGUUCUUCAACGGAAAGAACAAAUCCAAGACUCCAGAAAUAUACCUUGCCUAUCGCAACUUCAUGAUUGAUACUUAUCGCUUAAAUCCAACUGAAUAUCUGACUAGCACUGCUUGUCGUCGUAAUUUGGCCGGUGACGUUUGUGCGAUCAUGCGUGUUCAUGCAUUUUUGGAACAGUGGGGUUUGGUCAACUACCAGAUCGAUGCCGAAUCUCGACCUACCCCAAUGGGUCCUCCACCAACAUCUCACUUCCAUGUACUAAGCGACACCCCCAGUGGAUUGCAACCGUUGAAUCCACCGAAAACAGCGCAGCCAUCAGCUGCCAAAAAUUUACUUGAUUUGGACAAGAAAGGUGACAAAAAAGAAGACGGAUCACUUUCGGCAGGACUCGCUGCCGCUUCAGGCUCAGAACCUGGAUCCGUGGAUGGUAUCAAGUCGGAACCGAACGCCGUCAGUGCCGAUCCAAAUGGCCAAUUCGGUUUACGUUUGGACCAGUACGCGAAGAAGCCGGCUGCAAUGAGAAACAAAACCGCAGCCAGCAUGUCCCGCGAGUGGACCGAACAGGAAACUUUGCUUCUGUUGGAAGGUCUUGAAAUGUACAAGGACGACUGGAACAAGGUGUGCGAACAUGUCGGCUCUCGCACUCAGGAUGAGUGUAUCCUACACUUCCUAAGACUGCCAAUUGAAGAUCCCUACUUGGAGGACGAUAGCACUUAUCUCGGUCCACUGUCCUAUCAGCCGAUACCGUUCAGCAAAGCGGGUAACCCAAUUAUGUCCACGGUAGCAUUUUUGGCUUCGGUUGUAGAUCCGAGAAUCGCUGCUUCUGCGGCAAAAUCUGCGAUGGAAGAGUUUGCUGCCAUCAAGGAUGAAGUUCCAGCGACCAUGAUGGAUGCACAUCUGAAGAACGUGGAAAAAUCCAGCUUCGGUGGUAAAUUUGAUCCGUAUGCCGGUUUGGCCACCAGCGGUAUUGCGGGCACCGGUCCCGACAAGGACAAAGAAGAAGAGGAUGCUAAAGUGCCGGGAACUCCCGCUUCCGGUUCGGCCACUCCAGCAGCCCCAGCCACACCCGGUUCUACCGACGUGGAGAUGAAAGAUGUUUCGAAGAAAGACGAAGAUAAAUCCGAUAAACCGGAAUCUGAAAAAGAUGAAACCAAGACUACAGAUGAAUCUACUAAAACUUCUGAUUCUGAUGCCGCGGCAGCAGGUGAAAAAACGGGAGAAGGCACCGCCGAGGGAGAUAAAACUAAGGAUUCAGAAGCAUCGAAAGAGAACGGUGACCCUAAAGUAUUCAACGAAUCUAACCUGCAGGCCGCUGCUGCUGCCGCUUUGGCCGCAGCUGCCGUCAAAGCUAAACAUUUGGCAGCCGUUGAGGAGCGGAAAAUUAAAAGCUUGGUCGCACUUCUCGUUGAAACUCAGAUGAAGAAAUUGGAAAUCAAAUUACGACACUUCGAAGAACUGGAAACAACGAUGGAACGUGAACGGGAAGGUUUGGAGUACCAGAGACAGCAGCUGAUACAGGAACGCCAGCAGUUCCAUUUGGAGCAACUCAAAGCGGCUGAAUUCCGCGCCCGACAACAAGCUCAUCAACGAUUCCAACUUGAACAGGGACAAUGGCAGCAACCUUCCGGCGGGCCACCUUCAGGAGCCGUUCCACCAUCCCAGCAUCCAUCUCAAAAUCCUUCACAAGGACCCCCAGCCCCUGGUCAUAAUCCUUUACCAACCCCCGGAUCUAAUUCUCAACCGCAGCCUGCGAUGCCAUCUACAGGUGGUCCACCUGGGGCACCCAACAGCAGCACCGCUCCCAGCAGCAAUGGCAUCAUUUCAGCUCCCCCUACUACGAUUCCAUCCGAAGGUUCUAUGCAAAAUAACGCUGUGCCUCCGUCGGCACCAGUUCAGCCCCCACAGGGACAACCCCUGCAACAGCAACAACCGAUGCCACCACACCCAGCGGCAGUGGCUGGCGGUCCCAUUCCUGGUGGACCUCCUGUACCCCAGCACCAGCAAGCACCUCCACCAUCUGCAGCACAACCCCCGAUCCCUCAAGCUCCUGCCGCGCAACAGGCACCGCUUCCCCCAACCCAAGGUGCGCCCGUGCCACAACCAGGCCCAGGAAUCGCACCGGUGCCCCAACAACAGGGACCUCCGCCAGGCGCACCAAUUCCGCCACCUUCAUAAACCGCAAACUAUAAGAGGUCUGUAAGAGUUAUACCAUAACUUAUUCUCAUAUAGUCGUUCCCUUGUACUAUGGGCACCCACUAUCUCAGUAUAUCUAUUUUUAAAGAUAUAUUCCUGCGACAUAUUCGUGGGUUACUAUUUCAGAAACAGGUUUUGUUCCGUUCGUGGUUUUCUUCGUUUUUUUUCUGGAUUAUUUUAAAUUGUGUCUACAGUGUCAACUUCGAAGAACAAACGCUAAACGCAUUGAAGCAUGGUACGACUAAUAAUGCAGGAACAAAUAUUUCAACUUAGAGUGUGAUUUAGGUGCUUUCCGUGACACACUCCGGAUAGCAAACAAGCAUUGAAUGGAUGAAACAAAAUAAUGAUAUCUCUAAUGGUAGACUACUACACGUAAAUAUUAUGAUUUGACCGCAAACGCGCAUAAACGUAAAAUGUAAGCUUAAUAAAUCUUUUAACAUAGAUGUA
Molecule: messenger RNA, 4080 nt
Organism: Uranotaenia lowii
Lineage: Eukaryota; Metazoa; Arthropoda; Insecta; Diptera; Culicidae
Gene: mor
Product: SWI/SNF complex subunit SMARCC2
Exons: 8
Coding region: 70-3615 (1181 amino acids)
Biological process (GO): positive regulation of DNA-templated transcription
Cellular component (GO): SWI/SNF complex
Molecular function (GO): histone binding; DNA binding
Source: RefSeq, a predicted model, not a curated record